This is a messenger RNA of Neoarthrinium moseri, 1575 nucleotides long. RefSeq lists its product as uncharacterized. The record is from RefSeq and is a predicted model, not a curated record. Lineage: Eukaryota; Fungi; Ascomycota; Sordariomycetes; Amphisphaeriales; Apiosporaceae. Gene Ontology annotation, biological process: transmembrane transport. Gene Ontology annotation, molecular function: transmembrane transporter activity. The transcript has a single exon. The coding region runs from base 1 to 1575 and encodes 524 amino acids. Gene Ontology annotation, cellular component: membrane.
AUGGAUGUACGAGGUGCCGCGCGAGGUGGUGCACCAGUGAGCAUUAGUUCGGCUUCGGGUGACAACAAUCAUGGUUCUGUAAGAGAAUCUGUAGGGAAGUUGCCAGAUUUGGAGAUACAAAAUCUCCCUGAGAAAAGACGGGGGAGUUUCUGGCGUACCAUUCGACGCUACAUCUGGGACGACCCAGAUAAGCCAGAGUACGAGAAGAAGUUCCUGCUAAAGCUCGACUUCUUCCUCCUGACAUACACGUGCUUGGGAUAUUUUUGCAAGAACCUCGACCAGGCUAACAUCAAUAAUGCCUAUGUGUCGGGCAUGAAAGAGGCGCUUGGGAUGUAUGGCAGCGAGCUGACCUAUGCCAGCAACGUCUUCACGGCCGGGUACGUGAUUAGCCAGCUGCCGGCUGUCAUCUUGGUCACCAAGCUCCGGCCCUCGUACGUGAUUCCCACGCUCGAGGUCCUGUGGGCCAUCUUCACCUUCUGCGCCGCGGCUGUCAGGACGGUGCCGCAGCUGUAUGCUGUCCGUUUCCUGAUCGGGCUGUGCGAGGGCGCCUUCUUCCCCUGCAUAAUCUACCUCAUCGCCUCCUGGUACACCAAGAGCGAAAGGGCGAAGCGGACCACCAUCUUCUACUCCACCGCGACGCUGGCCAGCAUGUUCUCCGGUUACCUCCAGGCCGGGGCCUAUUCGGGCCUCAACGGCAAGCUGGGACACGCCGGGUGGCAGUGGCUCUUUAUCGUCUGCGGAGUCAUCAGCUUACCUGUGGGCGUCAUUGGAUAUUUCUUCAAUCCUGACUUCCCCGAGAACACGCGCGCGUUCUACCUGACCACGGAGGAGGUCGAAUUCGCCAAGCAGCGGCUUGUCAACGAUGGAUACAAGCCCCUGGGCGCGUCGGCCUGGCACAAGAAGAAGAUAUUCAACAUAUUUGCCUCAUGGCAGUUCUGGGUCCUGUCGUUCGGGUACUUCUUUGUCCAGUCGAGCUUCGUCUCCCAGCAGCCAUUCUUCGCUCUGUACCUGAAGGCCGAAGGACACAGUACCUACGAGGUCAAUGUCUGGCCAACAGGACAGGCUGCCGUGGGCGCCGUCACCCAGAUCGUGGCCGGCAUGCUGACAGACUCGCCGCUCCUGCGCGGCCGGCGGUGGCAGGCGAUCGCGGUGAUGCAGGGUGGGACCAUCUUCUCAUGCAUCGUCCUGGCCAUCUGGAACGUGCCGAUCGGCCUCAAGUACGUGGCCUUCUAUGCAUCGUACAUGUCUGCGGGCGUGCCGGGCAUCUACUACUCGUGGUUCCCCGACUUGAUGCCCCAUGACCAUGAGAUGCGCGGUUUCAUGACCGCGUUUUCCAACUGCUUCUCGUACAUCAACCAAAUCUGGGUUGCUGAUGCUUUUUGGAGGACGGCAGAAGGGCCUGAAUUCCGACCUGGAUUCGUUUCUGCCGCUGUUUUCGGAGCUGUGCUUAUUGGCACAGCUCUCUUGAUGCGCCACCUCGAGCAUAGGGACGUGAGCAAGAGACUGGGCCGGCAACAAGACAGUCCGUCCAAUGAGCUCUCAGAUCCGGGAAAUGUGGAUAGAAACAUUGUCUAG